Phytophthora sojae is the source of this 4543-nucleotide messenger RNA. RefSeq lists its product as hypothetical. The record is from RefSeq and is a predicted model, not a curated record. The transcript has a single exon. The coding region runs from base 1463 to 2803 and encodes 446 amino acids. Lineage: Eukaryota; Oomycota; Peronosporomycetes; Peronosporales; Peronosporaceae.
GCCUCCACCUUGACAGGCGCGGGCUUGGGCGUCGUCUCCACCUCCAUGGGUUCCUCCUGCUGCGGCUCUGCGGCCUCCAGCGCCUUCUGCUUGUGCUGCAGCAGCUGCUCCAGGUCGCGGCGGUUGCCGGCCGUCUUGGUCUGCGCCAGCAGCGUCUGCAGCUCGGCGACUUCUGCCGCCAGGUCCGACGCGUUGCCUGCUGCCAUUUCUGCGCCUUGUGCGAUCCAAAUUGAGAAGUGACGUCGGCUGAAAGGCUUCACAGUUUUUGGGCGGAAUAUUCUCGAUCGGACUAUUUCUGACUUGCUUUCAGUAUGUCUUGCUUCAAUUAAAACGACCCCAUUUAAGUUCAUUCGAGCCGGCGCGAAAGGAUGGAGGGAAGCGCGCGCGCUGCGGGGGCCUCAGGGGCCGCGCCGCCGGCCUCUGCGACUUCUGCGGGAGCGGAGACGUCCGUACAAGCGUCCGGCAUCGAGCAGCUCUUCGCGCAGCCCUCGGCGGCUUCUGUACAGGGCGCACAAGCGGCGUCUUCCUCGUCUCAUCAGCCGACCUCCAGCGGAUCUGCUGCCGUCGCCGCGGCGCCCCAAGCGCAGCAGAAGGCGCAAGACUCGCCCAUGACACCAGAGACGGCCUCGUCAGGCAGCGACGCAGCGCCGACGCCCACAGAGAGCGAGAAAGGCGGCAACACAGAGCGGAACGGACCGAUUUCGGUCGCUAGUGGAGGCCAGAACGGCGUGGCAGCGCGACAGGCGACAGGCGGAGGCGCUGCUGUUGCUGCACCUGUAGGGCAGCAGGAUCCAGCGCCUGACAAGAAGAUAAAGCGCUGGUUCGAGGUCAUCCCGAUGGUGCUGCAGAACUUCAAGAGCCAUGAUCGAGAGCAGAUCAAACGUAAAGUGUUCUGGAGAGGUGCAAGUUGCACUGUAUGACCGUUAACGACUUUGGUGUGUUUGAAUGUGUAGAGCUGACGAUGCCGAGGUGUUCGGUCUGUACUCGAUGCAAGCGAAAUACGAAGGCGGAGAUUAAGUGUCGACAGGAAGGCUGUGUCCUGCUGGACCAGCCGUUGUGUUCGUCUUGCUGGAAGUCCACGCACAAGGAAGAGGGCAAGGAGCAUCGGCAACUCCCUGCGUCGAGUGAGUUUAUGGAGAAUAUUUUUGUUGUUGCUGUUAGUCAAGAGUCCUCAUUUUUUUUAUUUUUUUGUGGCAGUUUGUCCGCAGUGCCACCUGGAGCGCAUUGCGUACUGGUGUGCGGGGUGCGAUCUGAAGUUUUGCGGAGCCUGCUUUGACCAGAUUCAUAGUGUGGAGAAGGUUAAACACCACCGCAAGCUUGCCACGGAAGGUCCGUAAUGCUGUGCAGUACCCCCGAACGUUGAUUUACAUAGGACUAACCUCGAGCAAUUUUCUCAUUCACAGAUGCUCCCGGAACCUGCUUGGCAAAAUCGGAUUGGUCGACACCGUUCCAGAACGCAAUCAUGCAAUUAAUUACGGCGCGAAAACACCCAGCUUCAAGCCCUGAUACUUCUGAAAGAGAAGCUACUGGUGGAAAGCGGAAGCGCGAUGUGGAGGUGAUUGUAAUUGACGACGACGAUGACGACGAUACGGUUAGUGCAAGAACUGCUUCUAAUGGAAAUUCCGAGGCGCGGAUUGAUGGCGGUGGCGCUGCAACUAUUCAGAAUGGCAACGAUACUGGAAGCGGUGGAAUUGAGCAAGUGCUUACUCGUCCCAGUGAAGUAUUCGCGCAACUGGACGUGCCACUCCAAGUUGCACCUGCUCAGCCUUCAGUUGCUCAGCACUCGAUGAUUGAGCCUAUUCCGUUCCCUCCAGGGCUAUCAGAAGCAGCACCGUCGCCUGCUGUGCAAGCCAGCUUGCCAUACAACUCGUCAUCAAUGCUGAACGGGAGCAACUCAGUUAACAUAAGCACCAGCGUGAGCAAUAUGCAGUGGAACACCAGCGUACCUCAGUUCGCCGCAUCAGCGUCGUCAAUGGGGUCUUCAACCGGAAGUAUGGGCUACGUGACGAGUACCGCAAGCAAUGGUAUGAUGGAGAUAGUAUCAAGCUCCCCAGCUACUUCUAUGAACUCAGCUAACGGAGUGUGGUCAACAACUUCUGCCAUUAGCACAGAUUUGGCCAGCACGUCCAACCCGACCAAUCUACUGCCGCUUGGCGGCGCUGUCUUCGCGGAGAACGCGCUGGUCGACUCAUUAGUGGACCGCUAUCACGAGGUGAACCAAACCGUGACUAAUUUGGAGCUACAGACUGAGCAAUUGACCAGGCAGAUCGCCGUCGCAACAUGUCAAGGGCCAUUCGCGGCAGGGAACUUGAUGGCCAGGCUCACCAGUCUGCAGCCUGUACUGACGUCAGAGCGGAAUCGGCGCGAUAAUUUGUUUAUCGCAAUGAUUAUCCAGUCCCACGACAUCAUGGCUGCUGUGCGUCUUCUGCGUCUGACUGAGCUGGGCGAUGUGCCGCAGGUGCCCAUGAUCAGCCACCGUAAGUGUCUGCAGAUAUCCAACGAGAUCAACCAGCACAAGAAGAAGCUGAUUGAGCUGAACCAGCAGCUCAGUGAGACGCUGACACAGUCCAGCGCUGUUGGCUCGAGCUGGGAAACUACAGUGAUCCGAACAACGAGCGCCAACAUCCAGAUGCACGAGAAGAGUAUCAUGAAGCUUAAGAAGGAGCGCGAGGUUGAGAUCGUGCGGGUUGUGCAGUUCAGUCGCAAUAUUCGCGAGUCUCUGAAGAGAACGUUCCAACGCUCAGUGGAGAUACUACGCCAACAGCAGCAGCAGCAGCAACAGCAACAGCAACAGCAACAGUAGGAGCAAUUUCGGCAAUAUGGAUAGUUUUUUAGGCCGAAGAAGGCUCCUCAAGUGGCGCGUUGACUUGGUGAUCAUCGGAGACGGAGCCUGAAUGCGAUUGCAGCGGAGACAGAGAGAAAAUGUAGGCAAAGAUGAUUAUUUAACAGCAGUGAAUGCAGAUCCAGUAGCUGUGUCAACCAUGUCGAUAAACGAGAAAGCCGAUCUGACCCAGGAAGAAGUACAGCAUCCUACGGACGAUGAUGGGAAGGUGAAUGUAAACGUUCCUCGACAUUGGCAAUAGUACUGUGUUCGUAUACUUACUUUUUGACUUCAUGCGAGACGAAGGAGCCAAAGGACUUGCCCACGAUGACGUGCCACGCGCCUUCCUGCGACUCCUCGAUCUCGUGCUUGAUCUGCUGAGCGACUUCUGUGAAGUGGUUCUUCUCGCCCUUGUACAGAGCUUUCAGCGCGUUGGUGGCGCUGGAGAGGAUGAGCUCUUCCAGCUCCUUGGACGUGUCUUGGUACACGAUACGCAGCCCACCCACAGACACGUCGUCCUUCUUCUGAGCCUUCGACAUGCUUUGGAUUCGUGUGCUAAGUUGUAGCGAAUCUUUUCGGUCGAAAGUGGUGACCGACCGUUGACGCUUCCAGCUAAAUCAAGGAAAGCUGCGAUUGUUUUGGUCGAAGAUCGUCAUUGUGUUACUCGCCGAGUUGGCACCAUGACGAGGUCGAGGGACAUCGUCGAGCGCUUGGUGCAGCAAACUGUGCGCAAUGUGCUCUUUCGCGAGUCUUCUCCAUCGAGGAUCCAAGAAGCAGUCGCUGAAUCAGUUGUCACGGCGAUUGGCUCAAGUACCAAUAACAUUCCAACGGAAGUUCGCCCAGGAUCGCUGCUUCAUGAACUCGUACGCUUGAGCGAGAAAGGCACCGACAACCCAGCGGAAGAAGACGACGAAGACAACAAUGCUGACAAAGCCCGUCACGGGUUGUGGAUCACGGACUGCAUGAGCUGGCCCAUUGAGCGUCUCAAAGCUGAAAAGGCCGAGCUCAAGCGCUACCUGAACAGACAGCGUCGCAUUACCUGUCUGAAGACACCAGAACCCAGCACGCGAGCCUCAAUCAUCCACGAGACGUACGCGAUCCUGAAGCUUUUCCUCCUUGAAAGGGACCCCGACUACCGUCAAUGUCUGCAACAAGCCAUGGGAGGCAACAACUCGUUCCUCACAUCGCUGCAUAUGCUGCUCACGCUGUACGCGACCUACUUUGAGCGUGCUCACGGAAAACAGGUACGAUAGACUGUAAUCUCUGUACGUAUAACUUCAUCGUCUCUUACUCUCUUUUACGACUGGCAUCUAACGUUGCAGAUCUCCACGAGAGCCGAUGUGAAGCCGAUCGAGUCGCUCUAUGAGUUCUUCCUCGCUCACCACCGCGCGCCAAAGUCGCAGCUAACCGAGUAAAAGAGAAACAUUCGUUCCCCGUCACUUCCUCGUUCUUGAGCUUGUGAGGAACCCAAACUCUUUUACACGAACGAGCUGUGCGUGGGGAUGAUGUCGUCCUUCUUGGAGUCCAUGCAGGGCACCGACAGCCACGCGUAGUAGAAGGCUGCGCCUCCCAUGACGUGCAUGAGGCCCUUGGCGAGCCCCAACGCCGCGUGGUUCUCGUCGUCUUCGAAGUAGAUCGCGACGACGCCCACCAGCGCGGCGGCAACCAAGCAGCCGACGCCGUAAGUGGCGUUCUGCUUGUUGAGCGGCGAGAUGUUGCUGC